This is a messenger RNA of Pyricularia oryzae 70-15, 2035 nucleotides long. Its product is annotated as serine/threonine-protein phosphatase ppe1. The record is from RefSeq and is a predicted model, not a curated record. Bases 436 to 1623 code for a protein of 395 amino acids. Gene Ontology annotation, molecular function: protein serine/threonine phosphatase activity. Gene Ontology annotation, biological process: G1/S transition of mitotic cell cycle; peptidyl-serine dephosphorylation. The transcript is spliced from 4 exons. Gene Ontology annotation, cellular component: cytoplasm. Lineage: Eukaryota; Fungi; Ascomycota; Sordariomycetes; Magnaporthales; Pyriculariaceae.
GCUGUCGCCCGCGUUAACCUCAUUGUUCUCUACGUCAAACUGGAAAGCGCCGAUAAUAUUCCAAUUGUUAGCAUUGCACUUAGGCGCUCUCCUUGCUCGAAGAGCUUCGCUUGACGCGCACGGCAGCGAGAUCUGCCCGCAAACACAGUCCCAGUUCCCAUUCACCAACCCCGCCGAAGGCAACCAGACCGCUGUAGGGUUCGCCCCUAUCUUGAUAUACCUCGCCAGUGACCGGGAGAGUAGCCCAUCGACACGUUCCACGAAACAGCGAAAGCAGCUGAGAAGCUUUUGAGGCUUCGUACUACGUGACGGCCAGCCAACGACUAAAGUUGGUUAGACCCUAGCAUCGAUUCAAAACUCUCAACUCUGCUGUCGCAACCCUCAGCAACCUGGGACACCAGCUACCAGCUCCGAUACGAAGACCGCAACGAUACCAUGGCUUCUACCGUGCCGAAGCCCGGGCCGGCAAACCUGCGCCCGGGAGCGGGCUUGGACGAAUGGCUGGAAGAAGCAAAGCGAUGCCAUUAUCUUCCAGAGGCGGUGAUGAAACAGCUUUGCGAAAUGGUGAAGGAGGUCCUUAUGGAGGAGUCCAACAUCCAACCCGUCGUCACACCCGUUGUGAUCUGUGGAGACAUACAUGGGCAGUUCUACGACCUGCUUGAGCUUUUCCGUGUGGCCGGAGGAAUGCCAGGCGAGACGAGCGUGCAAGCUCCCCAGACCGCAACAACGGUCAUCACAUCAGAAGACCUCGAGCCACCAACAGAAAUCACGGAUCCCAAGCUGAGAAAGAGGAUUCGAAGCUCCAGCGCGGGCGGCGCAACCGAGGAGGGUGGCGGUGACAGCGCAGAUCAACCGGCCCAGCCAGCAGAUGCCACCUCGGAAAAGUCUACUGCUGCGCCUUCACCAGCGGCCGACACCCGCUUUGUUUUCCUGGGUGAUUUUGUCGACCGUGGAUACUUCAGUCUAGAGACUUUCACAUUGCUCAUGUGCUUAAAAGCAAAAUACCCUGAUCGUAUAGUUCUUGUUCGUGGCAACCACGAGUCUCGACAAAUCACUCAGGUAUACGGCUUUUAUGAAGAAUGCCAACAGAAAUACGGCAACGCCUCGGUGUGGAAGGCUUGUUGCCAAGUCUUUGAUUUCUUAGUGCUUGCUGCUAUUGUAGACGGUUCAGUGCUCUGUGUUCAUGGUGGCCUGUCUCCAGAGAUCCGGACCAUCGAUCAAAUCCGAGUUGUAGCAAGAGCGCAGGAGAUUCCUCACGAGGGUGCCUUCUGCGAUCUGGUCUGGAGCGACCCGGAAGAUAUCGACACUUGGGCUGUCAGUCCGCGUGGUGCCGGGUGGCUGUUCGGUGACAAGGUUGCUACCGAGUUCAACCAUGUCAACAGGUUGCAGACUAUUGCGCGAGCUCACCAACUUGUGAACGAGGGUUACAAGUACCACUUUCCCCAGAAGUCCGUCGUCACUGUCUGGUCCGCGCCAAACUAUUGUUACAGGUGCGGCAACGUUGCCUCAAUCAUGGCAGUCGACCGUGACCUGAACACAAAGUUCAGCAUAUUCUCCGCAGUGCCUGAUGAACAGCGUCACGUCCCUGCCGGGCGUAGAGGCCCAGGGGACUAUUUCUUGUGAGAUAAAGACAAAAGAAUGUCUAUGAAAUUACGAGCAUAGUUCAAGGUCAUUGUUGGGACUGGCGUUUGGAGCGGCUUCUUUUGUCACUAGAGGGUAUUAUUGGCGGGCCAUGCAAUUUGACAUAUAUAAACUUGAUACCGAUAUGGCAAAGUGGCAGGGCAUUUGUUGGUAUAGAUCACAUGCACGCCUACUUCUCAUCGUUCUUUUUCUGUCCAUAACACGACAGACGUUGGACUGUCCAGUCGAGUCAUACUGUUGACUGUACUUCUAGGUGGCUGCACCGAUGUCCAUAGCAUGGAUAUCGGAUGAGAGCAAAUACACAAGAUGGAUUACGCAGUCUGCCAGGUGUAUGACUGCCAGUUACAGCAUUGAUUCUUGAAACCCCUCUCUUAGCACUGCGACUGCCUAGGAU